This is a messenger RNA of Chrysoperla carnea, 1583 nucleotides long. It is a transcript of the gene sgll, whose product is annotated as pyridoxine-5'-phosphate oxidase. Gene Ontology annotation, biological process: pyridoxal 5'-phosphate biosynthetic process; pyridoxine biosynthetic process. The record is from RefSeq and is a predicted model, not a curated record. Lineage: Eukaryota; Metazoa; Arthropoda; Insecta; Neuroptera; Chrysopidae. Gene Ontology annotation, molecular function: FMN binding; pyridoxamine phosphate oxidase activity. Bases 94 to 1530 code for a protein of 478 amino acids. The transcript has 12 exons.
CUAUUUACAUUCUAAUAUCAAAAAGUUACAAAUAAAUAUUAUAAUUUUAGUAGAUAAUAGAAGAAUACUGCAGCAGAGUGAGGAUACCAUUUUAUGAGGAAUAUAAGAUUAAAACUUUUGUACACUUUGCCACGGUUAUAUUCAAUGGAUAUUUCAGGUUUACGAUUUAAGUAUAAGGGAAAGGAGGAAGCAUUUACCGAAGAUCAAAUUACAGUAAAGGAGCCAUUUGAUCAUUUUAAGAAAUGGUUUCAAGAAAUUUUAAAUGAUAAAGAUGUUAUUGAACCAAAUGCCGUUGCUUUAGCGACUGCAACAAAAGAUGGAAUACCGUCGUGUCGAUUUGUUUUACUAAAAGAAUUUAAUAAAGAUAUAGGAUUUAAAUUUUACACUAAUUUAAAUAGUCGCAAGGGUUCCGAAUUACUUGAAAAUCCUAAUGCUGCAAUGACGUUCUAUUGGGCCAAAUAUAAUCGAUCAGUUCGAAUCGAAGGUUCUGUAAAAGUUUUACCCGAUGAAGAUGCAACAAAAUAUUUCUUAUCACGCCCAUACAAAAGUCAAAUUGGAGCAUUGGCUAGUAACCAAAGUCAUCCCAUUCCAAGUCGAGAUCAUCUAACUGCUCGCGGUGACGAAUUACAGGAAGAAUUUCCCAAUAAAGACAAUAUUAAAAAACCAGCUGAAUGGGGUGGAUUUAGUCUUAUACCAAAAUGCAUAGAGUUUUGGCAAGGGCAAAGUGAUCGUAUGCAUGAUAGAAUUCGUUUUCGACGACCAAAAGAUGGUGAAGUUAUUGAUGGUAAACUUUUACAUCAAGGUGAAGAUGGUUGGGUUUAUGAACGUUUAGCACCUUAUACCAAUAGAAUACAAUUGAAAUUCAAGGGGAGAGAAGAGGCGUUCACUGAAGAUCAAAUUACAAUAAAAGAACCAUUUUAUCUUUUCAAGAAAUGGUUUGAGGAAGUCUUAAACGAUAAAGAUGUUAUUGAACCAAAUGCCGUUGCUUUGGCGACUGCAUCCAAAGAUGGCAUACCAUCGUGUCGAUAUGUUCUAUUAAAAGGAUUCGAUAAAGAUGUUGGAUUUAAAUUUUUCACUAAUUUAAAAAGUCGAAAGGGCUUAGAAUUACUGGAAAAUCCAAAUGCUGCAAUGGCUUUCUAUUGGGGGAAACAUAAUCGAUCCAUCCGAAUCGAAGGUACUGUGAAAGUAUUAUCAGAAGAAGAAUCAAGUGAAUAUUUUUCAUCACGUCCUUAUCAAAGUCAAAUUGGAGCAUUAGCUAGUAAUCAAAGUCGUCCAAUUCCCAGUAGAGAUGUUCUAACUACACGAGGCGAAGAAUUGAAAAAACAGUUUCCUAAUAAAGACAGUAUUAAGAAACCAGCUGAAUGGGGUGGAGUUAGUCUUGUACCAAAAUGUGUGGAAUUCUGGCAAGGACAAACUGAUCGAUUGCAUGACAGAAUACGUUUUCGACGUCCAAAAGCAGAUGAAGUUGUUGAUGGUAAACUAUUGCAUCAAGGUGAAGAUGGCUGGGUAUACGAACGUCUAUCAUCGUAAUUUUUACACAUAAAUAUUUUGUAGAGUUUCCAAUUAAUACAUGUAUUUUGACA